AUGCAAAGGUUAGCGAAUACAACUGGCAUUUCUGACCCCCCCCCUCCUGCUCCUCCUUCUACUUAUUAUCAUCAUCAUCAUCAUCAUCAUCAUCAUCAUCAUCAUCAUCAUCAUCAUCAUCAUCAUCAUCAUCAUCAUCAUCAUCAUCAUCAUCAUCAUCAUCAUCACCAUCAUCAUCAUCAUCAUCAUCAUCAUCAUCAUCAUCAUCAUCAUCAUCAUCAUCAUCAUCAUCAUCAUCAUCAUCAUCAUCAUCAUCAUCAUCAUCAUCAUCAUCAUCAUCAUCAUCAUCAUCAUCAUCAUCAUCAUCAUCAUCAUCAUCAUCAUCAUCAUCAUCAUCAUCAUCAUCAUCAUCAUCAUCAUCAUCAUCAUCAUCAUCAUCAUCAUCAUCAUCAUCAUCAUCAUCAUCAUCAUCAUCAUCAUCAUCAUCAUCAUCAUCAUCAUCAUCAUCAUCGUCAUCAUCAUCAUCAUCAUCAUCAUCGUCAUCAUCAUCAUCAUCAUCAUCAUCAUCAUCAUCAUCAUCAUCAUCAUUUGAAGUGA
This is a messenger RNA of Schistosoma margrebowiei, 537 nucleotides long. The record is from the annotation of a GenBank genome assembly. NCBI's taxonomy places the organism in Eukaryota, Metazoa, Platyhelminthes, Trematoda, Strigeidida, Schistosomatidae.